Molecule: messenger RNA, 1408 nt
Organism: Cercocebus atys (sooty mangabey)
Lineage: Eukaryota; Metazoa; Chordata; Mammalia; Primates; Cercopithecidae
Gene: SOHLH1
Product: spermatogenesis and oogenesis specific basic helix-loop-helix 1
Exons: 8
Coding region: 56-1222 (388 amino acids)
Biological process (GO): spermatogenesis; regulation of DNA-templated transcription
Cellular component (GO): nucleus
Molecular function (GO): protein dimerization activity; RNA polymerase II cis-regulatory region sequence-specific DNA binding; DNA-binding transcription factor activity, RNA polymerase II-specific
Source: RefSeq, a predicted model, not a curated record
GGGGCUGCCUGCGGAAGGGGCCGUGCGCGUGGGGUCGUUCCGCAGCUGCGAGUUCAUGGCGUCCCGGUGCUCCGAGCCCGACCCGGAGGUCUCCGGAGUCCCCACUGCCAGGGGAUGCAACGGCUCCUCCCUGUCUGGUGCCCUCUCCUGCUGCGAGGACUCGGCCCAGGGCUCGGGCCAGCCCAAGGCCCCUACGGUGGCCGAGGGUCCCAGCUCCUGCCUUCGGCGGAACGUGAUCAGCGAGAGGGAGCGCAGGAAACGGAUCUCGUUGAGCUGUGAGCGUCUGCGGGCCCUGCUGCCCCAGUUUGAUGGCCGGCGAGAGGACAUGGCCUCAGUCCUGGAGAUGUCUGUGCAGUUUCUGCGGCUUGCCAGCGCCCUGGGGCCCAGCCAGGGGCAGCAUGCUAUGCUUGCUUCUUCCAAAGAAAUGUGGCACUCGUUGCAGGAGGACGUCUUACAGUUGACGCUGUCGAGUCAGAUUCCAGCAGGCGUGCCAGACUCUGGGACGGGAGUGUCUGGCGGGACUCGAACUCCAGAUGUGAAGGCGUUUCUGGAAAGUCCUUGGUCCCGGGAUCCGGCAUCGGCCGGCCCAGAGCCCCUGCCCCACGUCCUUGCGUCCUCCAGGCAUUGGGACCCUCCGAGCUGCACGUCCCUGGGCACAGACAAGUGUGAGGUGCUGUCGGGGCUGUGUCAGGUGCGGGGCGGGCCGCCCCCUUUCUCAGAACCUUCCAGCUUGGUGCCGUGGCCCCCAGGCCCGAGUCUUCCUAAGGCUGUGAGGCCACCCCUGUCCUGGCCUCCGUUCUCGCAGCAGCAGACCUUGCCUAUGAUGAGUGGGGAGGCCACUGGCUGGCUGGGCCAGGCUGGGCCCCUGGCCAUGGGGGCUGUACCUCUGGGGGAGCCAGCUGAGGAGGCCCCCAUGCCUGUGCAGGAGGCCAGGUCUGUGUUGGGGUCUGAUAUGGAGGAUGGGACGUCCUUCCUGCUGACUGCCGGUCCCAGCUGGUGGCCGGGGUCUCUGGAGGGCCGAGGAGGCAGUGGCCCUGCAUGGGCUCCAGCUGAGAGCAGUCUACUGGAUCAGGGAGAGCCAGGCUUCCUAGGGGACCCUGAGUCUGGCUCCCAGGAGCUCCAGGACAGCCCUCUGGAGCCGUGGAGCCUAGAUGUGGACUGUGCAGGCCUGGCCCUGAAAGACGAGAUGGAAAGCAUCUUCCCUGACUUCUUCGCCUGCUAGCAGCCGGGCUGUGGAGAGGAGGCAGGCAGGGCCGGUGGAUCUGGAGCCGCGUGUGUCCCUGUCGUGUGCUUGGGCAUUUUAUUUUGGGUUUGGGUUGCAGCUGCACCCUAAUUUGAGCGAGGCUUACAGGCUGUGACAAGAGGAUACUGAAUAUUAAAGAGAGAAAGCAGUUUUCCUGGAGGAAGC